This is a messenger RNA of Ectocarpus sp. CCAP 1310/34, 2103 nucleotides long. NCBI's taxonomy places the organism in Eukaryota, Phaeophyceae, Ectocarpales, Ectocarpaceae. The record is from the annotation of a GenBank genome assembly.
AUGCAGCAUUCCGCGUCUCCGUGGGCUUCUCCUUUGGUUGUCAUCCCCAAGAAGGACGGAUUGGUUCGCAUCACCGUCAACUACAAGCGUCUCAACGCCCAGGUGGAUUUGGAUGGACAACCUCUCCCUCCAGUGGACGGUAUCUUGGAUUCGCUGUACACCAGGAAAGUGUUCUCCAUCUUCGACCUCAACUCGGCUUUCCACCAGAUCGUUUGCGAUGAAUACACUGUCCCGCUCACCGCCUUUUGCACUCCCACGCAGUUGUUCGAAUGGCUUCGAAUGCCGCAGGGAGCCAACGCAAGUCCGUCUUGGUUCAUCAAGGUCAUCAACAGAGUGGUGCACGGUCUGGAGCGUGCGCUUGCGUAUCUGGACGAGGUCAUCUGUUUCGAUGAGGAACCUCUGGGACACGUGCUCAACAUGAUAGGGUCCUUCAAACGGCUGCGACAGUACAAUCCCAAACUAUCUCCGGGGAAGGCUCGCGUCGGCGCCACACACGCCAACUUCCUCGGUCACACCAUCUCUCCGGCCGGUGUUAGCCCUGAUAGCGUCAAGGCUAGGGCGCUCACGCACAUGCCGCCGCCGAUGAAUGUUAAGCAGGUUCGCAGUCUUCUCGGUGGACUCAGUUACUACCGGAUAUUCCUCAAGAAUCUCGCCACCAAGGUCGAACUCGCUCGUCCCCCGAUUUUGGUCUUCCCGGAUUGGGCAGCGGUCGAGGACGACAGCCGUCCUCUCCGUUUGUGUUCCGACGCGUGUAUCGACGGCUUUGGCGCCUCCUUGGAACAAGAACAACUCGAUGGCUCGGUGAGACCCAUUGUGUACAUCAGCCGCGCUACUCUUCCUGCGGAGCGUAACUGGACCGUUCUGGAUUUGGAGGCUGGUGGCAUUGUUUGGGACAUCAAACGCCUUCGCGGUUAUCUGUGGUCGACCAAGUUCACCGCUUGUUCGGACCACAAAGCCUUGGAGAGCAUUGGCAAGGUUGGGGAACACAACGCUAGGGUGCAACGAUGGCUCGAAUUUCUAUCAAAAUUCACCCACCCUAUAAUAUCGGAAAGUUACAGCGGCGGAGUUUACGGCGAAAGGGACGGCUCACAUUUCGUCAACCAGUACAUGACCAAGUGGGGAUGUCCGACUACGUUAUUGUCGGACAACGGACUACAUUUCUGCUCGAAGCUUUCCGUGGCGAUCUACGAGGUGAUGAAGAUCAAGAAGGUCACCCCCAGCUCCUACCACCCACAGACUAACGGUGGCACGGAACGCGUCAACCACACGAUGGCCCAGAUGCUUGCGGUGGUCGUCAACGAACAGCAAAACGAUCGGGACGUACAUCUCCCGCACGUUGAGUUUGCCUACAACAAUUCCGUGAACCAGUCUACUGGAUUGGCGCCAAACGAGAUCCACAUCGGACGCAUCCCGCGACUUCCGCUUUCGGUCUUCGAUCAUCCCAAGGUAGGUGGUCAUCAAAGCUUGGCCCGCGAUCAACUCGAGUAUUGCAACCUGGCUGUCGAUCGCCAGCGCCGGGCCUACGAACUUGUCCGUGAGUACAACGCCCUGAAGAUUUCGCGAGUCGAACGUCGCAAUUCAUCCCUGCUGGACGCCAUUCACAAGCUCCCCCAAUUUACCGUUGGCGGGUGGGCUUGGGUGUACAACACGGCUGCUACAAUUCGACAGGGUGCGCAGCAGGACACGGACUACAGUUGCUCAAGGCUAAAUUCGCACUUUCCAGGACGGGCCCCUACAAAGUUCUUGCGGUGGGUCCCGCCUCCGCCGACGCCACUCCGGGCGGCCGCCCGUUGGCGCGUAAACUCCUCUACCUGGACCUGCCUUCCGAUCUUUCCGGCCCCGCAGCUCGUUGUCGCGUGUCUGUCCUUCGUUGCGAGCCCUGUCGCAAUCCGUAUGAGACGGACGACUUGCUGCAAUUUCUACCCGCCGAGCUUUCGCGUUGUGUUCUGCACUCUUUCGGAGAUAAAUGUCCACCUUUUCACGUCACCGCGGAUGAUGUGUCGGUGCCUGUUGGACACCUCGAGGUCGACUACAUCUCGGGACAUCAAGUUGUGCGGGGCCGUAGCGGCGUUCUCGCUGUCCUGUACCAGACGCAUUGGUUAG